UGUCUUCAAUGACCGAUUUCCACUUUUGCAAAUUUUGGGAGAAAAGUGAUUCCUUGUUAAAGUUCAACGUUUAGUUGAAGAAGGAGCGAGGCUGUGGGAUGUCGUUGGAAGGUGGGCCUGCCAAGCAUGACGUCUGGCAGCUGCAAGCACGGUCUUGCCAGCCGAAAUUUCAAUUUUGGACAUGAACUGAACAUCGCGCGUUUCACUUUCUGCAAGGCGAGGCCUCAUUGUUUCUCAUCCGUUUCUCUCAGACCUGCAAUUGAUGCGCGCCCUCGCUGCCUCGUGGCGGUCCCUUCGCACAUAUGCGACAGACCGGAAGUCCCGACUUGGCCCGGCACUGAGUCUGGACCACUUCCUCCAACGAACGCGGGUACUCUCUUUCUAUCGGCACAUAAUCCGGAGCACGCGCCGGAUCUCAGACCCCAAGACCCGCGCAGAGACUCGCAAGUUUGCAAGGGACGAGUUUGAGCGACACCGCGGAGUCACGGAUCUCGUCAGUUCGCCAGUUCCCGACUACGCACCAGGACCGGUACUGACUUGGAAAAGGGCCAUAUCCGGUAUCUCUUGUCGACAGGCAAGACCGAGUGGGAUAGCAUGGAGAGGUACAUUGACCGCCUGUGAAACAAGAUCCGAUCCAACCGCCCGGCCUCAGCUGGCAUUUCUGUUUCCCGUGACCCCUAACCUGUGACCCGUUGUCUAUUCGUGCCGCAACCGCAUGUCCCUAUCCGGCGAGCGGCCCUGUUGAGAGCAGACGACCACCAAAUGGGCCGAGUUUCAUGCCAUAUAAUUCCCAUUGGUGUGGUGUAUGCCCCCCUCCGUUCUAUCGUACAGAACCCGGCUUCAACUGGUAUCAAAACAAUCCCCGUCGCGAGACCACCACCGCUCUAUCCCUGACGCUGCUUGUGCCUCGGGUUUGCCGGGCACACGAUGUAGAGGUAGCCGUUGUGCCGCUUGUUUGCCUUGCGCCGGACGACCUUGCAAUGCUCACAGCGCUUCUUGAUCGCGCUGCGCACCUUCAUACCGCGCACCUGCUGGGUCUGGAACACCGCCACGCCGCGCUGCACCGCGGGGGCCGCCACCGCACCGCUGA
Messenger RNA from Chaetomium fimeti, 1090 nucleotides. RefSeq lists its product as uncharacterized. The transcript has 3 exons. Bases 263 to 688 code for a protein of 141 amino acids. NCBI's taxonomy places the organism in Eukaryota, Fungi, Ascomycota, Sordariomycetes, Sordariales, Chaetomiaceae. The record is from RefSeq and is a predicted model, not a curated record.